AUGCCAAGUUCAACCGAUGCCACAGUGAACUGCCACAACAACGGCCAUAUCAAAAAGCCCACUCAAGAAGCUUUCACCAACAACCAUGUCGCGAUCGCUCCCAACGACCCGGAGGAGGUACCUGGACUGCUGAAAAGAAUCGCGCUGCACGGGGAGGUUUACCUCAUAGAGAAUGACGAGCUCGAAAGAACCAAGAUACUGGAUUCCGCCCGCUCGCUGGUGUAUGCCUUGGAGACGCCGCGCGAGGCAGUCAUCCGACACUGCUGGUCUCAGAGCUCGCUUUACGCGGCCAUUGAGAUAGGAGUAGACCUGGAUCUUUUCACGGCGCUGUCGCGGGAUGACAGGUCGAAGUCUGCAGCUGAGCUUGCAACGGCGACCGGGGUCAGCCAGGUGAUGCUGUCACGCAUCCUCAAACAUCUAGCCGCAAUGGGCGUCAUCAAGGAGACCGGACCAGACGAAUACCGCCGGACCGGGUUCUCUAUCUCCAUGCAGUCGCCUCGUUACAGCGACGCCUACCCAUGCAUGUCCGGGUGCGUCACGGCAGGAGUGCUCGCUCUCCCCGCCCACCUCAAAGCAACCAGCUACAUGCUCCCCAACGACGGCACCAAAUGCGCCUUCCAGCGCGGCUUCGGCACCAACCUCCACUUCUUCGAUUACCUGAAGCAGCACCCCCAGCACGCCAGCGAGUUCAACAAUCACAUGUCCGAAGCCACCGUAACCCCCGACGAUGUCCUACUAGUCGACGUCGCCGGCGGAAUAGGCCACGACCUGUCCGAGUUCCACCGCAAGUGGCCCGACUUGCCUGGUCGACUGAUCGUGCAGGAAUUGCCCGAGGUCGUGUCCCAAGCGCGCGAGCUGAACCUGAACCCGAAGCUUGAGCUGAUGGAACAUGAUUUCUUCGAAGAGCAGGUCGUCAAGGGCGCAAGAGCAUACUACAUGCACUCCAUCCUGCACGACUGGACCGACGACAACUGCCGCCGCAUCCUGGCGAACCUCGUCCCCGCCAUGCGGAAGGGCCACAGUAAGCUCCUCAUCAACGAGAAUGUCAUUCCCGAGACGAACGCGUACUGGGAGACCACGAGCCUGGAUAUCAUCAUGAUGGCGAAUUUCUCGUCGACGGAGCGCACGGAGAGCCAGUGGCGGGCGCUGGUGGAGUCCGUGGACGGGCUGCGGGUAGUGAAGAUCUGGACUGCGAGGAGGGGGGUCGAGAGUCUGAUUGAGUGUGAGGUUAUUUGA
Aspergillus fijiensis CBS 313.89 is the source of this 1236-nucleotide messenger RNA. Its product is annotated as o-methyltransferase. The record is from RefSeq and is a predicted model, not a curated record. Bases 1 to 1236 code for a protein of 411 amino acids. NCBI's taxonomy places the organism in Eukaryota, Fungi, Ascomycota, Eurotiomycetes, Eurotiales, Aspergillaceae. The transcript has 6 exons. Gene Ontology annotation, molecular function: O-methyltransferase activity.